AUGGUGGCAUGUGCACCGGAGGAGACUAUUGCAGAGAGCACUAUGUGUGAAGCGACAAUUCAGGUGGAGGGCAGAAGUUCAGGCAAAGCUGAGGACCUAGGUAAGUGGAAAUGUGGUAUCUGCAGUUCUGUUUUUGAGAGCUUUGGGGAACUGGAGUACCUGGUGGUAGAUGAAGCCAAAAAACUAGUGAUGGAGAAACAGACAUCUGUUCCUCCACAACUUGCUAGUUCUUUGGCAGGAAAGUACAUAAACAAGAAAAUGUUGUCAGAGCAAAUGUCUGAAGGGACAGAACCUUCUAUAACAACAUUCACUGGAGAAGAAACUGUCCAAGGGUUACCAGACAUUGAUCUACAGAUGUGGGGUAAGGACAGGAAGAAAACAGACAUGGCUGAAUUUUGGCAAAUGGUUUGCUUAGUAUACAAAAAAUGGGUGUAUUUGGCAAGUGGUUUAUUAGAGCUUGUAAACGAAAUUCACAGCAGGCAGAGAUGUGGCCUUGUGGAACAAAAGCAUUUUAUAAUGACAGAUAUAUCACAAAGUGAUGAUUCCGCAUUCACUGACUCGUCUCUCUUUGCUCACUGGGGCCAGGAUCUCAGUCCCGAAAACAGGCGGAUCGCACUGAAACAAUUCCAGUACUAUGGCUACAACGCUUACCUAAGUGAUCGCUUGCCGCUGGACAGGCCCUUGCCCGACCUUAGGCCUAAUGGGUGCAGAAACCUUACAUUUCCUGAGAGGCUUCCUGAGGUCAGCAUUGUAUUCAUCUUUGUUAAUGAAGCGCUCUCCGUGAUUCUGCGCUCCAUCCAUUCAGCCAUUGACCGGACUCCUGCUCACCUGCUCAAAGAAAUCAUUUUAGUUGAUGAUAACAGUAAUAACGAAGAACUCAAGGAGAAACUAAAGAAGUAUGUCGAUGAAGUGAAUGCCCGUAAGCCUGGUUUCAUCAAGGUUGUUCGACACAGCAAACAAGAAGGGCUGAUUCGAUCUCGAGUUAGUGGAUGGAGGGUAGCCACAGCACCAGUAGUUGCUCUCUUUGAUGCCCAUGUGGAAUUCAAUGUGGGAUGGGCUGAACCAGUGCUCACCAGGAUAAAAGAAAACAGAAAAAGAGUAAUUUCUCCAUCGUUUGAUAACAUUAAGUAUGAUAAUUUUGAAAUAGAGGAGUAUCCCCUCUCAGCACAGGGGUUUGACUGGGAGCUGUGGUGCCGAUACCUGAACCCUCCUAAGUCAUGGUGGAAACUGGAAAACACAACUGCUCCAAUAAGAAGUCCUGCAUUGAUUGGAUGCUUCAUAGUAGAUAGAGAGUAUUUCCAAGAGAUUGGCUUACUGGAUGAAGGCAUGGAAGUAUACGGAGGAGAGAAUGUAGAACUCGGGAUCAGGGUAUGGCAAUGUGGAGGAAGUGUUGAGGUUCUGCCUUGCUCCAGGAUUGCCCACAUUGAAAGAGCACAUAAACCAUACACAGAAGAUCUAACUGCUCAUGUCCGGAGAAAUGCACUAAGGGUAGCUGAAGUCUGGAUGGAUGAAUUUAAGAGCCAUGUCUAUAUGGCAUGGAACAUACCCCAGGAGGACUCCGGAAUUGAUAUUGGUGAUAUUUCUGAGAGGAAGGCCUUGAGGAAAAAACUCCAGUGCAAGACGUUUAGGUGGUACCUUGUCAGCGUGUAUCCAGAAAUGAGAAUGUAUUCAGAUACUGUCGCCUAUGGGGUGCUGCAGAAUUCCCUGAAAAGUGAUUUGUGCCUUGAUCAAGGGCCAGACACAGAGAAUAUCCCAAUCAUGUAUAUCUGCCAUGGAAUGACACCACAG
Messenger RNA from Nestor notabilis (Kea), 1788 nucleotides. It is a transcript of the gene GALNT18, whose product is annotated as polypeptide N-acetylgalactosaminyltransferase 18. Lineage: Eukaryota; Metazoa; Chordata; Aves; Psittaciformes; Psittacidae. The record is from RefSeq and is a predicted model, not a curated record. The annotation marks the transcript as partial. The transcript is spliced from 13 exons. Gene Ontology annotation, cellular component: Golgi apparatus.